Messenger RNA from Sebastes umbrosus (honeycomb rockfish), 5384 nucleotides. RefSeq names its product citron Rho-interacting kinase. The record is from RefSeq and is a predicted model, not a curated record. Gene Ontology annotation, biological process: peptidyl-threonine phosphorylation; actomyosin structure organization. The transcript has 40 exons. Bases 385 to 5379 code for a protein of 1664 amino acids. NCBI's taxonomy places the organism in Eukaryota, Metazoa, Chordata, Actinopteri, Perciformes, Sebastidae. Gene Ontology annotation, molecular function: protein serine/threonine kinase activity. Gene Ontology annotation, cellular component: cytoskeleton; cytoplasm.
UCUGCUGCAUUACUCUACAAUAGCAUGUUAGUGUAAUGGUCCAGUCCCUCCCUCUCUCCUCUCAGUCUGCCUCCAGCUCUCUGCCCUGCCACAGCUCAUCUCUCUCUCCCUAGCGAGGAUGACAGCCCCCAGUCUGAUGAACCAGCGAAGCUCUCAUUCUGGCUGGUGGCUUCCCAGGGAGACCCCACAUGAACGGGCUUACUGGACGACGAGCUGCCGCCGCGUCUGAGGAGCUGCGUGGACAAGCUGCCAGCUGUAGCCGUCUCUGAAUUAGUGAGUCCACAUCCUUCAGCUCUCUAUAUCAGACCGUCUCCUGUGGAAAAGCUUCAUUACAAACAGCAAAAAGCAGCCAGCCGGCCACAUGUCACAGGUAUUACUCUUCCCAUGGUUGAACAGGAGAUCUCACUUGUCCAGAGAAAGAUGUCUGACCUGGAGUCGGUGCUGCAGCAGAAGGAUAUAGAGCUGAAGGCCUCAGAGACCCAGAGGACCAUCCUGGAACAGGACCUUGCCACCUACGUCACAGAAUGCACUAGUCUGAAGCGCAGUUUGGAGCAGGCUCGUAUGGAGGUGUCACAGGAGGACGACAAAGCUCUGCAGCUCCUCCAUGACAUCCGGGAGCAGAGCAACAAGCUCCAAGAGAUCAAGGAGCAGGAAUAUCACGCCCAGCUGGAGGAGAUGAGAGUGUCCAUCAGACAGCUGGAGGAGGACCUGUCUGCCGCCCGCCGCCGCAGCGACCUGUACGAGUCCGAGCUGAAAGAGUCUCGGCAGAGCGGCGAGGAACUGAAGAGGAAGACUGCUGACUACCAGCAGAGGAUGCAUAAGGUCAAAGAACAAGGCAAAGCAGACGCAGAGGAGCUGCUCACCAAGUUGGAGAAGACCAGUUCUGAGCAGCAGACCAGGAUCCAGGACCUUCAGGAGAAGCUCGCCAAGUCGUUGAAGGCCAGUUCUGAAGCUACAGACCUCCUUCAGAGUAUGAGAGCGGCCAAAGAGCGCAUGGAGAGAGAUCUGGAGAGGAUGCAGAACAAGGAGGACUCCAGUGAUAGUCUACGUAGACGCCUCCGAGAGACCGAGGAUGGCAGGAAGACUCUGGAGAACCAGGUGAAGAGGCUGGAGAUUGUGGAGCGCCGGGAGACUAAGCUGAAGGAGGAGAUCCAGAGCAAGGCCCAGCAGAUUCAGCAGAUGGCCGAUAAGAUUCUGACGCUGGAGGAGAAUCUACGAGAGGCCACAGCCACCGGCCAGCGGCUGGAGACUCAUCAGAAGCAGAAGGAGAAGCUCUAUGAAGACAAGAUAAAGGUGUUGGAGGCCCAGAUGAAGGCGGACAUGGCCGAUAAGGAGAUGCUGGAGUCCAGUCAGAGCAAAUAUGAAGAGGAGGUGCGGGAGAAGUGCAGCAUCAUCAGUGAACAGAAGGCGACCAUAAAUGCGAUGGACUCUAAGAUGAACAGCCUGGAGCAGAGAAUCUCUGAGCUGUCUGAGGCCAACAAGCUGGCAGCCAACAGCAGCAUCUACACCCAGAAAAACAUUAUGUGUGGUGUUGGCAGGAAAGCCCAGGAGGAGAUGAUCUCAGAACUUCGCCAGCAGAAGUUCUACUUGGAGUCUCAGGCCGGGAAGUUGGAGGCCCAGAACGCCAAACUGGAGGAGCAUCUAGAGAAGAUGAGUCAGCAGGAGCAAAGCAAUAAGAGCCGAGUAAUGGAGCAGGAGACCAGGCUCAGAGAGAUCGGGCUGGAGCACGAGGAACAGAAGCUGGAGAUCCAGCGUCAGGUGACCGAUCUGACGCUGUCGCUGCAGGAGCGUGAAUCCCAGAUCAGCAACCUGCAGGCAGCUCGCCACGCUGUGGAGAACCAGCUGCAGCACGCCAAGACUGAGCUGGAGGAAACCACCGCCGAGGCCGAGGAGGAAAUCACUGUCCUCAGAGCACACAGAGACGAGAUACAACGCAAGUUCGAUGUGUUGAGAGACAGCUGUGCGGUGAUCACAGAUCUGGAGGAGCAGCUGACUACCCUGACUCACGAGAACGCCGAGCUGAACCGCCAGAACUUCUACCUGUCAAAGCAGCUGGAUGAGGCCUCUGACGAGAGGGAGGACCGGCUGCACCUCAGCCAGGAUGUGGACCGGCUGCGUCGGGAGGUGGCUGACCGGGAAAUGCACCUCAACAACCAGAAACAGAACCUGGAGACUCUGAAGACCACAUGCACCAUGCUGGAGGAGCAGGUUCUGGAGCUGGAGACCCUGAACGACGAGCUGCUGGAGAAGGAGAGACAGUGGGAGGCCUGGAGGGCAACCCUGGAGGAGGAGAAGAACCAGGCUGAGAGGAGGACCAGGGACAUCCAGAGACUGCUGGACACAGAGAAACAGAACAGGCUUCGUUCAGAGCAGCGCAGCUCCGAGUCUCGCCAAGCGGUGGAACAGGCCGUUAAGGAGCACAAAGCUGAGAUCCUGGCCCUGCAGCAGGCCCUCAAAGACCAGAAACUCAAAGCUGAGAGCCUCACAGACACUCUGAAUGAUCUGGAGAAGAAGCAUGCAAUGCUGGAGAUGAACGCCCACAGUUUGCAGCAGAAGCUGGAGAGUGAGAGGGAUCUGAAGCAGAGGCUGCUGGAGGAGCAAGAGAAGCUGCAGCAGCAGAUGGACGCCCAGAAGACCCACAUCUUCCGUCUGACCCAGGGGCUGCAGGACGCUCUGGACCAGACCGACCUGCUGAAGACUGAGAGGACGGACCUGGAGUACCAGCUGGAGAACAUCCAGCUCCACCUGCAGGCUGUGUACUCCCAUGAGAAGGUGAAAAUGGAGGGGACCAUCACCCAGCAGACCAAGCUCAUAGACUUCCUCCAGGCCCAGGCUCACGGGGGCUCCAAGAAGAAGAAGGGUCUGUUUGGACGCCGUCGAGAGGACCUGCUGGCUGCCAUGGCUGCUCAGGCCCAGGCCCAGGCCCAGGCCCAGGGUCAGGGUCAAGGUCAGGGUCAGGGUCAGGGUCAGGGUCAGGGUCAGGGUCAGGGUCAAGGCCAGGUUUCCCCGGUGCCCUCCAUCCAGCCGGUGCCUCUACAGUACAGCGACAUGAAGGUAGCUCUGGACAAAGAGCGCUCUCGCUGCUCUGACCUGGAGGACGCCCUGCAAAAGAUGAGAGCGGAGCUGCGAUCUCUGAGAGAGGAAGCGCUGCAGUAUAAGGAUCAUGGUAACUCUGCCAACCCGGCUGCAGCACGCCAGCAGAUGAUCCUGUCUGCCAUGGUGAAGUCUCCUGAGCACCAACAGGGCCCGACCAACCUGGCGCCCUCCAACUCAGAGCGCCGGAAGGCCACCGCCACACCCGAGGAGAGAAGGAGGGUCACUUUUGAAAAGUUCAGCCGUCGUCUGAAGGACAGUCAGAGAGACAGGGACAGGGAGAGAGAGAGGGUGGUGCACCACAACACGCCUCACCGCUUCACCGUGGGACUCAACAUGAGAGCUGCCAAGUGUACCGUGUGCCUGGAUACGGUGCACUUUGGUCGCCAGGCUGCUACCUGUCUCGAAUGUCAUGCUUUGUGCCACCCAAAGUGCUCCCCCUGCCUUCCAGCCACAUGUGGCAUGUCCAGCGACUGUUCCCUGCAUCUGUCGGAGGGUCUGUGUCGGGACAAAGGCAGCUCCCCAGGCCAGCAGCUCAAAGAGGCCAGCGGACACAUGCACCUGGAGGGCUGGAUGAAACAGCCCAGGAACGGGAAGCGAGGCCAGGGCUGGGAGAGGAAGUACAUGGUCCUGGAUGGGACUAAAGUGUCCAUCUACGAGAUAGAGCCCAGAGAAGACUCAGUCAAGCCUCUGGAAGAGUUUGACCUGUGUUUGUCCGAUGGAGAGGUGGUUGUUCAUGGAGCAGUCGGGGCGUCGGAGCUACCCAGCACUGCCAAGUCAGAUGUUCCCUACGUCCUGAAGCUGGAGUCCCGUUGUCACCCUCCCUGCUGGCCUGGACAGUCACUUUACUUCAUGGCUCCCAGUUUCCCAGACAAACAGCGCUGGGUGGCCGUCAUGGAGUCCGUGGUGGCGGGGGGGCGAGCCUCGCGGGAGAAGGCCGAGGCCGAUGCAAAGCUGCUAGGAAACUCUCUCCUGAAGCUGGAAGGAGACGACAGGCUGGAUAUCAACUGCACCCUCCCCCUCACCGAUCAGAUAGUUCUGGUGGGCUCUGAAGAGGGUCUGUACGCCCUGAAUGUGAUCAAGAACUCUCUGACUCACAUCCCUGGCCUGGGAUCAGUCUUUCAGAUCCACAUCAUCAAAGAGCAGGAGAAGCUGCUGAUGAUCGUCGGGGACGAGAGGGCACUGUGUCUGGUGGAGAUUAAGAGGGUGAAGCAGUCUCUGGCCCAGUCCCACCUGCCCAGCCAGUCUGAACUGGCUCCCUACAUCUUUGAGACGGUGAAGGGCUGCCACCUGUUUGCUGCUGGGAGGAUAGACAACGGACCUUGUAUAUGUGCUGCUAUGCCUAACAAGAUCACCAUUCUGCGCUACAACGACAAUCUCAACAAAUACUGCAUUCGUAAGGAGAUUGAAACUCUGGAGCCCUGCAGCUGCAUCCACCUGACCAGCUACAGCAUCAUCAUUGGAACCAACAAGUUCUACGAGAUUGAGAUGAAGCAGUUUGUGCUGGAGGAGUUCCUGGACAAGAACGACGUGUCUCUGGCCUCAGCGGUGUUCGCAGCUUCGUCCCACAGUUUCCCCAUCGCCAUCAUGCAGGUGGCCAGCAGCAUGCAGAAGGAGGAAUACGUGCUCUGCUUUCACGAGUUUGGAGUGUUUGUGGACACGUACGGACGAAGAAGCCGCACUGAGGACAUUAAGUGGAGCCGUCUGCCUCUGUCCUUUGCCUACAGAGAGCCCUACCUGUUUGUCACCUACUUCAACUCUCUGGACGUCAUCGAGGUUCAGGGACACGCUGCUCUGGGUCCUACAGUGCUGGCUCACCUGGACAUCCCCAACCCUCGCUACCUGGGCCCAGCCAUCUCCUCCGGGGCCAUUUACCUGGCCUCCACCUACCAGAACAAGCUGCGGGUCAUCUGCUGUAAGGGAAGUCUGAUCAGAGAGUCUGGAGAGCUACAGAGGACCGGCUCCAGCAGAGGUAGUCCCAGUAAGCGAGGCCCUCCCACCUACACAGAGCACAUCUCCAAGCGUCUGACCUCGGGCCCCGGCAGCCAUGACGGUCUGCAUCGAGAGCCCAGCACGCCACAUCGCUACCGGGAGGGCCGCACCGAGUUCAGACGGGACAAGUCUCCCGCCCGACCGCUUGACCGGGAGAAGUCGCCCGGCAGGGUGCUGGACAGUCGCAGGGAGAGGUCACCUGGGAGAUUCGGAGACAGCACCCGACUUCAUGCUGGGUCUGUCCGAACACAACUCGCUCCUGUUAACAAGGUGUGGGAUCAGUCAUCGGUGUGAAUCCA